CAUUGUAACCAAUGGGAAACAGCGACAGACUGUCCAAUGGCGGGCGGUGUCGAAUAUAUAACAGGAACACAAACACUUCAAUGUGAGCAGUGACAGGGAGAUCAGUGGUAGAGCAGCUCUCUGCACUGAUAUAGUCAGGGAGGACAAUCCUCUGCUGCACAUUGUACACUGAACACCCAUGUGAUGCACUCACUUGGGGAUGAAAUCAAAGGCUUCAAGAAAAACAGACUUAAGAAACAAUGUACCAGAGUUACAACCUUAUCUGGGAAGAGAAUUAUAGAGACUUGGAAAGAUUCUCUAGUGCAUGUGGUGGAUGAUCCAGAUCAGCAGGAUGGGCCCGCCUGUGGAUAUGUGCAGGACCUCAGCAUGGACCUACAAAUUGGGGUCAUCAAGCCAUGGCUUUUACUUGGGUCACAAGAUGUUGCACAGGACCUUGAUGUAUUGAAAAAGUAUAAGGUCACACACAUCUUGAAUGUGGCAUAUGGAGUAGAAAAUGUUUUUCCAGAUGAAUUCACCUACAAGAAACUUUCCAUCCUUGAUCUUCCAGAGACUGACAUAACAUCAUAUUUCCAAGAAUGCUUUGAUUUCAUAGAAGUAGCAAGGCUACGGAAUGGUGUGGUACUCGUCCACUGUAAUGCAGGAGUGUCUCGCGCACCAGCAAUAAUCAUUGGUUAUUUGAUGUAUAGUGAGAAACUUAAUUUUGCCAGAGCCUUUUCAGUAGUUAAAAAUGCAAGGCCUGCAGUGUGUCCAAACUCGGGAUUCAUGGAGCAGCUCCACAAGUACCAAGACCACAGAAGACAGCAAACAGAUGUUAUUCAUGAAAAAACUGAUUGACAGUCAUUGUGAUAUCUGUUUAUCCAUGUUUGUGUCUUAUCAAUAGUUGUGUAGGUUUCUCUUUUGUAAAAAAAAUAAAUAAAGAUGUGUGUGUCCAACAUUUUUUUU
Messenger RNA from Hyla sarda, 942 nucleotides. RefSeq names its product dual specificity phosphatase 19 (gene DUSP19). Lineage: Eukaryota; Metazoa; Chordata; Amphibia; Anura; Hylidae. Gene Ontology annotation, biological process: regulation of MAP kinase activity; protein dephosphorylation. The record is from RefSeq and is a predicted model, not a curated record. The coding region runs from base 184 to 834 and encodes 216 amino acids. Gene Ontology annotation, molecular function: JUN kinase phosphatase activity. The transcript is spliced from 4 exons. Gene Ontology annotation, cellular component: cytoplasm.